GCGCCCGGGGUCGCCUUACUGGAGGCCCGAUGUGGCAUGUCAUCGUGGACACCAACGCACGCGCACCAACCCCGCAAUAUCUUCCCUCGAGCAAAAGAAUAUUGUAGGAAUGGUGCGGCUAACAUCCACCGUUUCGGGGAUUACCCCGUCCCUCUGUCGUCAAUGUGACCGAUUUUAUUCAUGAGAACGGUAAAUCAUCCCGACAAAGUCGCACCGUCAUUCGCGUGCUGCCGUGCAGUUUGGGGGACGAAGGUGCCAAGCUCAUCAUCUAGGCCAUACGAAUUUUUUUCCACUCGAAGAGAAUUAUUUCCGUAUAAUGACGGUAGUAUUCCCACUAUUGGCGGUAAGAAAUUAUUUUUCGGAAAUUCCUGAGUGAAGGGAUGAGAGGAAUUUUGAAACAUUGAGGGAAUUCUCAGGUUCGUCACUGGAGAAGGAAAAUUUACCAGAAUUUUACAAGUUAUUGGAUCUUCAAAAGCGAAAUUUCUCGAACGUUCAACAAGUUUAAGGUGGUGACUUAUUUAUAUGUUAUAUUUUAUAAAUUUUUUUAAUUGUUCGAGAAAAGCUACUGAAGCUAAUUAAACACUGGAACUUUUUGUUUUUUUUUUCUGGUGAUUUUUAUUGCAUUUUUCACUCCCUUCCUCGGGGCAUUUUUCUGCAGGUAUUUCUGCACUUGAGGAAAUUUUAGACUUUUUUGUAGAUCUCAUUUUUCCUCGCAAAAAAGGGUACGAGGAAAAUCCCGCCCUUUUGCUUAUUUUUUGAGAUAUUCGAAAUCAAAGUUGGAGAUAAAUCAAUAGAAUUCGUUUCAUCCCUUUACCACGGAAUUAAAUUUUUAUAGCCAAUAAAUUUUGCAGACUAAACUACUAUUUAUUAUAAAUACUACUAUUUAUCUAUGAACUUACACCCGCCACCAGAAUCAUCAACAAUAUCCUGUAGUUGUCACUUCCAAUAACCAGUUGCUUUUUCAAUGAAUACAAAACCAACGAGUCAAUACAAUUUUAAAGAAACCAAAAAAAUUUCGUUAAUCCUACUACAAAUCUUAAAUUUCGUCAUCAGAAAGAAGAAAUUAAAUCUGCAAUUUGCAUUUUUCUCCCAUAAAUUAUAUUAAAAUAUUUCUCUAUUGAAAAAUAAAUUAAAAAAUGGAAAUAGCAAUUAAUAUUUCUCUCAGUGUGAAAUAAAUAAAUCCAAAAUACCGAACAUCUUAUUUCUCUUUUGGCAUGAGUAAUUGGGGAGAUUGCAGGGUACGAGCAAAACUGAAUUUCAAGGGGUCCUGAAAAAUCAGGGGAUAAUUGCAAUUGUCAACAGACGCAUGCGUUCGGCGUCGGUUGCCAUGGCUGCAGGAUGCGAGAGGCAGCUUCAUGUGGUUGCGUAUUGAUUAUCUGGCUAUCUCCGGUCUGUCGGCAUUCGACAAUAUCCGUCUUUAUCAUUUUUGUAUCGUUGAGGAUAUCGCAGGUUGAUGCGCGUGAAUUUUUCGAGGCCCAGAGCGACUGGGGUUCGGGGAUUUAAUAACUUUCUUCGUGUUUCUCCUGCCUUUCUCAGGAGUUUUCGGGUAUUUGAUUUAUGGGAGGUGUACUACCUCUUCAUUUAUGCAUCUGGCUCCAUAACUGGGCCAGAUGCAUAAAUGGAGCCAGAUCCAUUGUUGGUUUGAGGGAGACGAGAAUAUUUUUUUUAUUUAAAUAUUGGUUGUUUUAUGUUUCUAAUUGUUAUUUCAGUUUUUUCAUUUUUUAUGAGUGCUAUUUAUUUAUUUAUUCUAAAUGUAGUCUUAACCACUUGUUACAGUUCUCUUAUCUUCAUUAACGUAACAUGAUUGAAUUUAUUUAUUUAUUAGCAGCUUAGGGCGUUUGGGGGCGAGAGAUUUAUUUUUUUUCGUGUUUUUCACGUUUCUCAGACUUUCUUGGCGUGCUUGCUUUAUGAAAAAUAUAGCAUCUUUUUAUUUAUGCAUCUGGCCCAGUUACGCAGGGUGGUUUGCCUAGGAAAAACAACAAAAGACUUCUGGCGAUUCUUAUAUUCAAAGAUUCAUUUAUUUCCAUUGCAUUCAUUGCUACAUUUAUAUUUCGUAGUAAAAGUCAGAUUCUCUCCCUGUCUUGCAAUCGAUUGAUUCAAAUAAUUAAUUUAUUUGUCAAUCAAUUCUGAAGAAAAUGAGAAAAAAGAAACGAAAUCGCUUUGAAAAAAUUAAAUUUUUCAAUUGACUUUCUCUAAUUCCCUUAAGAUUAUCCCAAAGUGUAAAACCUCAUCUGAUAAAAUCAUCUCUCCGCUCAUUAUUUCAAUUUAAUUGCCAUUCAUUCACCGAAUUUUCUUUCUGUCAAUGAAGUAACACCAAGUGACGAUAUUCCCACAUCAACAUCCCAGCGGAACUGAUGACAAAUAAUUUCGUAAACUAGAAUAUCUGCGGAAGUACAUAAUUAAUUUUCGUUUCGCGUUGUGACAGACUAUCGAGGACAAGGACACGAUAUAAAGGGAAAGAAUUUCGCUGCUCACGACUGGCAAUUUUGACCGCCAGAUUAUAAAAGGAAAUUUUUUCCCCAGGGGAAAUCACACAGGAACAUUACAGAAUAAUUAUUGUUCUAAUUGAAUUUUUUUUUCCCACAAAACACGAGGUUGAUUAUGAUAGAAGGGCUUAAUGGCCAGUGGUUGGACUGCAAUCCACGGAUCGUGUGCUGUAGUUUACGAGAGAGUUUAAUUAUAAUGAGCAUGACGAGCCAAAAGUGACACUCUCGUUUUCACUCCAUGUCUCCCUGUCACACUCGGUGAAUCCGCAAUUUUUCAGGUUUUUUUCAUCGCUCCAGUGUUCGAAUGAUACUUUCCAUCAUUUUUAAGUUUUAUUUCACUUCAUUUAAUUCCAUUAACGAGUUUUGAGUUCUAAUUAGUUCUAUUCCAAUCACACUUUCGAGGCUGAUGGGGGAAAAUACAUAUUUACACCCCUUAAGCUGUAUCACCACCCCCUUAUACGGCCUACCUACCCCGUGGGUUCAUCUCGACCUUCUUCGGGGGCUCAUUUCAACAAUUGUCCCUUCCUCCCCUCCACCCCCCACGCCCCCACCCGCUGAUACCAUCGCUCAGGUUUGCCGCAGGAAAUUUUUUAAAUCAUCUCUUCAGAUUGUUUAGACCACAUUCAGAUACCCUGACAACAAAAUUGAAGACUUAAUUCUGAACAACAACAAUGCUUCCAUUCAGAAACAAAACCGAAAUGAAAGUUGGACAGCUCCGAAGGGCGAGUGCGACAGCCCCUUGUCACCUGACGUGUGACGCUCCUCUCUUCGUAUAAAAACGCAAUCCGGAGAAAUUGGAGAGCCACUAGUUAUUCUCACCUCAGUCGGACAAUCGUCCUGGAGCGAUCCUUGGCUUAGGUGGUAUCACGUCUGCAUUAAAAAACCUUCCUCGCCACCGUCCUCGAGCUGGUUCGACCCAGCUCCCGGAAGUUUCUCUCCGAUUAACAGCAGUAAAAAAUUUCAUAAAUCGAAAAAUUGUAAAAUUCUGUCGAAAAGGGUAACGACCGCAACACAAGAGUUCAGUCAGUGCCAAAAUAAUUAAGGAACUCGCGACAAAUGACUUGAUGUUCUUCUAAUUGUCAGCGAAAUGUCUCGGUGCUAUCGGUACUACUGUUCGUCCAUCAUCGUGAUGGUCCUUGUGAUAGAAUCUCAGACAGUUUCAGUGCGACCCGAGGCGGGUGAAAAUGAAGCGAUGAAGCCCUCUCCCGAGGAGGGGAAUCCAAAGACGAUAAAUGAAAACUUGGAGAUAAUACUAGAUCGCGGUGUCGUCGAUAGGACAAAUUCUAGUAAAAAUAAACGGGCGGAUCAUGAGGAUGUCAAGAGUGAUGUGAAAUUCGGGAACAGCGUCGAUCACAGGGAGAAGGAGAUAAGGAAGUUCUCCGGGGCUUAUGGUGAUACCAGUAAAUUUUCGAACUGCUGUGGAGCUAGAUUUGAAGUGUCCGAUCAUCCAUCAGAAUCCAGCCAGCAAAAUCCCCUGAGACCCUCCGACAGUGAUCGUUACUCAAAUCGCUUCGGAAAUCGACCGGACGAUCGGUACGGUUGGCAGAGUACACCUGGACGACCCACUGGAGCCUCGACAACCGGCGGAAGUCUCUACGGCAGCCAAGGAAGUCCACCCAACAGGUAUGGAUGGCGUCCUCCCUAUGGCUCUGGUCUUGACUCAGAGUACAGCAGACCCCCGGGAACCCGUCCCCCGAUUAACCGACCGGGCUACAACUACGGGGACAGUGGAGCCUACGGUACCAGUGGAUUCGAAACCAGUCGUCCGGGAGUUCACUUUGUCUCCGGAUCGCGACCUACAGGAAGUGGUUACGGAAUUCACGGGACCAUUGGAGAACAGGAUGAAUUCCCCGGUGAUGCCGGAGCGGCGGAUGCUCCGCCACCGAUGCCAUCCAACAUUCACACGCAAAAAGCAGUUGCACUGAAGGCUCUGGCGGGUGUUGCACUUCUCGGUGCAGCAGCUGCCCUGGCAGCCAACCCGGUCCUCUUACCAGUCGGAAUCCUCGCAGGACGAAGGAGACGAGCAGUCGAGGGGACAUUUCCCUCGGACGAUCUCCAAUUUCUCAACGGAUUCCUCAUGGAUCAUGUCCCUGGGAUCGACGGGGAGACCACCAGUGAGGCGUUCUGGAAGGAGCCCCAGUGCAUUGCUCGACUCACUUGCGAACUUCAACAGCACUACCUUAGGACCAUGAAACAUGAUGCAUCCCUGGUGCAGAAGGCACACAUACUGAAAGGACGACUCGAAGAACAGAUGCAACAGCUCAUAAAAAGUGAAAUUUUCAGUGCAGAAGGCAUCGGUCACAGUCUCCAGCAUCUCCUAAGAAUCCCCAACAAGAAUAAUUCCCUCGAGAGCAACUGUACUAUUUUCAACUGUAAUUUAUACGUAUAAUCAAUAAUUUAAUCAGAUUUAAUCAGAGCAUUUACCAAUCGAACUGUAUCAUAAACAAACGGUGAGAUAAUCAUCAUAACUAGACAAUAAUGUUUAUGAAAAAAACCAUAAAAUUAAUUAUUACAAUCCA
Molecule: messenger RNA, 5005 nt
Organism: Diachasmimorpha longicaudata
Lineage: Eukaryota; Metazoa; Arthropoda; Insecta; Hymenoptera; Braconidae
Exons: 6
Coding region: 3574-4875 (433 amino acids)
Source: RefSeq, a predicted model, not a curated record